GAAAGGAGUUUGAAAACUAAUAUUCAUUUUAUAAUGACUACUCUGUGGCUGUUUCUGCACUUUAUAAUACAUCUGAAUAUAUGUGAAAUUCUAGCAGGAAUACCUGGUAUCAAAUUACGAAGUAUGAACUUUGACGAUGAAAAUCAACAGCUCCCAGAAUUCCAUUCGGUGGCGGGUGGACGAGCUGAGCUGCCAUGCAAUAUAACACAUUACUCCUCCGAGGAUAAAGUAUCUCUAGUUUUGUGGUAUAAAGAAGAUGCCAGAGCCCCCAUUUACAGUGUCGAUGCUAGGAAUAGCCCACUUGAGAAAGCGAAGCACUUUCCGGGCACUACUUUAGGCUCAAGAGCCUACUUUGAAACUUUUUCAAAACCUACGGUUCUUAGGAUAGAACCGAUUCAAGAAAAAGACGCUGGAAUAUACAGGUGUAGAGUGGACUACAGAUGGGCAAGGACUUUCACGCAUAGCAUGAUUUUAAAAGUUAUUGUUCCACCAAAGGAAACUGUCAUUUUAGAUGAAGAAAAUAAUGAGCUAUCUGGUGUAAUUGGUCCUUAUGAUGAAGGUUUGGGACUGAAACUUAGAUGCGAAUCAAUAGGAGGUAUUCCACCACCGGCAGUCACGUGGUGGAGAGGAUCAACUUUAUUAGAUGAUACGUUUGAUACCUUGGCUGAUGGAGUUGUUAGAAACGAUUUAGUUAUUCCAAUUCUACAGAGAUCUGAUCUUCUCAUGGUUAUCACGUGUAACUCAAAUAACAACAACGCCACUGUUGCUGUUGCUACAUCAGUAAAAAUAAAUUUAAACCUGAAACCAACUGAAGCAAGAAUAACGUCUCUUCGGCGUACGCUAUCAGCAGGAAGAAGGGCAGAAUUAGAGUGUACCUCAGCAGGUUCACGUCCAGCAGCUCGUAUAUCAUGGUGGAUUGGAACGACGCAGCUUGCGAAUACAACAGAAAGCUUUUCACCAGAUCGCAAUCGAACGACAAGUUUAUUGAACUUCUGGCCAACAGGCGAUCACAAUAACAAAUACUUAGGAUGUAGGGCUGAAAAUCCCAUGCUGCCAGGACAAGCAGCUGAAGAUGGUUGGACGCUAAACGUUUCUUAUAUUCCAAGGGUGAAGCUAAAUAUAAAGAUAGAUCAUGGGAAGCACCAAUCAGCUAGCGAAGGAAGUGAUGUCCGAUUCUUAUGCGAAAUUACUGCCAAUCCUUGGGUAACGGACAUUGGGUUCCUCUCAGAAGAUGGGCGGAUGGUUAAUGAUCCAGAUACCGGCAUAAUAAUAGACAACAAUACAUUAAUCAUCAAAAGUGUUCAGAGAAAACAUGCAGGAAAUUACCAGUGCCAUGGCAUGAAUUCUGAAGGAACUGGAUUAAGUGAGAAAGUUAAUUUAAAAGUUAAUUAUUCGCCUAUAUGUCGAGCUGGUCAAAAGAUAGUUUACGGUGUAGCAAAGGAAGAACCAGCAAAAAUCGAAUGCAGUGUGGAUGCUGAACCGUCCGAAGUUAGUUUCAGAUGGAAUUUCAACAAUAGUGUGGAGCAGCAUGAUAUCCUUUCUUUUACGAGUUCUGGUCCAACUAGUAUAGCAACCUACAUACCCCGGUCAUUAAAGGACUUUGGGAAACUUUAUUGCUGGGCGAAGAAUAAAGUUGGAGACCAGCAAGUUCCAUGCAUUUUCAAUGUGAUACCUGCAGGGCCUCCAGACCAGGUUCGAAAUUGCUCUGUUACUAACUACACUGCGGAUUCAUUAAGAAUUGAGUGUGAAGAAGGUUACGACGGAGGAUUACAACAAAAAUUUUAUUUGGAAGUUUAUAAUGAGGCUCAAGAAUAUUUAGAAAAAAAUCUAACUAGGCUUGAGCCUCUUUUUGUAGUCCAAGAUAUACAAUCAUCGACAGAAUAUUUAUUAGUUGUUUAUGCCGGUAACAUGAAAGGUAGAAGUCCUUCUGUUGUAAUAAGAGGAGCAACGGAAGCAUCGCCAAGGACAGAACAAGAAUUUGCAUUCCAUACUUUAUUUCCAGGAUUUGCUUCUGAGUCUAUAAACAUUAUUCUCGGUGUAAUGAUUGGAGUUGUUGCUGCUCUGGUGUUUGUUGCCGGAAUUGCUGUUUUCAUAAUAAGAAUGAGAGAAGAAGAAAGAGAAUCAGGAUCCGGGGAAGGACCAGCGAGGGAAAAAGAUGAGAUUCUACUGAAAAAGAAUCUAGUUGAUCCCUCAGAACAUGAUGGCAAAGAUCCUGACGUGAUUCCUCCUCAAAAUGCUUAUUGUGCAGAAAUGGAACAAGGUGGUGGAAUACCAAACAUGCUUUUGCCUCCCAAUGAAUACAUUGGUCCGGAAGAACACACAAACUAUAGAAUAGAAGCAGUUCAGGAGAUGACGUUUGAUCAGGUGCCACAAAAAAAUCCACUUUAUGAAUCCGGUUACACGGGUAGCCUUCAGAGAAACCCGAAGCACCGACAAGAAGCUUACAUUGAUUUUUGCCCUAAUCAACCAGUUGUUGCUUCCAACCUUUGCCAAUACGAUGCCAGCGCUGUGCCCUUUGCUACUUUGGACUAUCAUAGGCGUCCACCAGUAGGAAUGAUGGCAGGCGUCAUGCCACAUCCUGAGCAACAAGAGGAAGAUGGUAUGCGAAAUAAGACGCUACCGAGAGGUAGAACUGCAGUGCACAAUCCUAAUUUCCAUGGAAAUAGGGAGGUGUAUACACCCCCUCGAGGCAGGAGAACAACAAUCUCAACGCCAGUGUGAUGUACAGUCUUAUAAAUCAAUGAAGAGCUCCAAGAUGAAUUUGACAAUUUUGAUCAAUUGUCAUUCGAAUUGAAAGACAUUUCAUUUGUUUCAAUUCAAGGGUUCCUUAGAACCAAGUGAAGAGAAAGUAUAAUUGACAGAAUUUUAAAGAAGAUGAUGUGUUGUUCAAAGAGAUAGAUUUAAGUCACAUUUGGCUUCCAGCUGUUAAAAAUUGCUCAGAAAUCAAAGUUUUUUUUUCAGGAUAAAAAAUAAAUUUCUCUUCGUUGAAUUUCUAUAACCCAUUUUUUUUUUAAAUUUUCUAUUUAUCGUUAGUAUCUCUAAAUAAUAUUUAGUUUAAUUAUUUUUUUUCUCAAAAAAUUACUUUCAUGAGAAUUUAUUUUAGGCCUUUAAUUUUUUUCUUGAUAAAUGUCUGAGUCUCAGGUCAUUCAUCAAACGUAUUAUAUACAUUUUUAUAAGUCUAAAAUAUACCUACUUUUUAUUUUCAUUCAGAAUAGCUUACACAUGUUUAUAUGAGACCAAAUGAAUCAGAAAAGUUCACAAUAGUUGUUCAUAAUAAUUUUUAAUUAAUUUAUUUUUCAAUAAUUAAUCAAAUUAUUAAUUAAUUAAUUAAGUAAUAUUUAAUUAUAUAAUCAAAUUAGUCCGUGAAAUACGUCGGCUGUAAAAACGUUAGACUGUAACUAAUAUCAAAAAUAAAUUUCAUCGUGAAAGUGUACAGAAAGAGAUGUCUAGAUCUUUUAAAGUUUUUUCUUUCCAUUUAUUACUCAAAAUGCCUGAAAUAAAGCUCAAAUAAAUAAAAAUAAUGAUAAAACUACGACAGGCUCUUAAAAAAGAUGAAGAAGAUUAACUUAAAAAACUGAACCCUUUCUCUACAUUUUUUUACACUUCUAAGAACAAAUGAUUUAAUCCACCGGAGUCUUAUAACUCAAGGAAAAAUUUUAAAGAUCUUUCAAUUUACUUUUGCUUACUCUUAUGUAAAUCUUAUUUAAAAAAAUAAUAAUUUGACUAUUUCUUUCUUUUCUUUAUUUUCUUUUCCUAGGAAGAAUACUUAAUGUUACUAACAUGUUACAACUAAAUGAACGAGUAGACACGUAUAAAUUGAGUUAUACACAUAUUUUAAAGAAGCAAAAAGGUAAUAAUAUAAAAAAAUUUAUAUAGGUAAUAAUAUAAAAAAUUUUACUUAACUAAUAAUCAAUAUCGUUCUUUUCUUUUCAAAAUUAGCUUUACUCAUUUUGACAUAGCUUCUAACAGAUUUGUUUCAUCAUACCAUUUUUAUAUCAUAUUAGAAUCAAUGAAUGAGUAAGCCUAUUUCUCCCUCUGCAAUCCAAUUUUGUUCUUAAUUCAGACACCUCAUAACUAUAAAAUACAUUUGUAAGUUGCUGGCCCAAUCAUCCGAUAUUACAAAGUAUUCUUUCACUUUUAUUGCGAGAUAUGUCGAUGAACCAAAUCCUGUUAAACAAAUUCCACUUCUGAAUGAAAACGCCUUGUUUAAUUCUGACUUAACAUUUUUUGCCAUUUUACUGAUACCUGAUCAUCAUUUCUUUGAUAGGAAAGAAGUGUUUUACACUGUCACAAACAGAAAAUAAAUUAGCCUUGGUUCAAUUAAUGAUCCAGUUACUCCAAUUUAUUAACGAGGUU
Messenger RNA from Parasteatoda tepidariorum (common house spider), 4356 nucleotides. Lineage: Eukaryota; Metazoa; Arthropoda; Arachnida; Araneae; Theridiidae. The record is from RefSeq and is a predicted model, not a curated record.